AUGACGAGUGACUCCUACGAUCAGUUAUUGAGACAACUCAGAGAAAAGGAAGAAAUGUGGGAGUUUUGCCGUGGUGUGCUUAGCUCUGUCACACUCGCAUAUCGUCGUCCACUGCACCUAGCUGAACUCCGCGUCCUAUCAGGAUUGUCGGAGGACAUUCUAAGACGUGACAUUCUUCCCUUGUGCGGCUCGCUCCUCACGAUCCAGGACGACUUAAUAGACAUUGACGUAUCGGCUAAAGACUACUUGAACAAUCAGGCAAGAAGUGAUAUCUUCCCUUCUGAUCUUACAGACGUCCAUCACACCAUGUUCUUGAGGUCACUGCAGGAAAUGUCUCUCACCUUGCAGCGGAACAUGUACAAUUUACAUCAUCCCGGUGUUUCAGUUGAUGGAGAUAUGUUUCUGCUACCGGAACCAGAUCCCCUGGCGGCCGUGCGAUAUUCCUGUGCCUACUGGAUCAACCAUUUUUGUGAUAUUUACGAAAGCGACGCUUGCCCUAAAUACCGAAUUGACCCUGAUGAUGGCAAGUUAGUUGGCAGCUUCCUUCGAAGGACUAUACUCUACUGGCUCGGGGCGCUAGGCCUGAUACAAGAGACGGCGUCCGCAUUAUCGUCGAUGCAGAGGUUAGAGCGUUUCAUACGAAAAAGAUCAUCUGAUAUCGAUUUAUUAGACGUCGUGGAGGACUCAUAUCGGUUUGCUCUUUGGAACAUAUCUGGAAUAAAGUGUGCUCCACUCCAGGUGUACGCAUCAGCUUUAUUAUUCAGUCCGGCUCAGUUUAAAGGCCACGAUCGCGCGGUCGGCUCAGUUUCAUUCUCUCACGAUUCGCGCCUUCUAGCUUCUGCUUCAGGUGACGGAACUGUUAAGAUCUGGGAUACAGCAACAAGUUUUCUCCAAAACACGCUCGAAGGUCACAAUGAAUGGGUCAAAUCGGUUGUAUUCUCCCAUGACUCACGUCUUCUAGCCUCAGCAUCAGAUGACGGAACUGUUAAGAUCUGGGAUACAGCAACGGGUACUCUCCAGCGCAUGCUCAAAGGUCACAAUGAUUCGGUCAGAUCAGUUGUAUUCUCCCAUGACUCGCGCCUUAUAGCUUCUGGGUCAAAUGACAGGACAGUCAGGAUCUGGGAAACAACCACGGGUCUUCUUCGACACACCUUUGAGGAUCAUGAAGAUAGUGUUAUGGCAGUUUCAUUCGCUCAUGAUUCGCGCCGUCUAGCUUCUGCAUCAGAUGGCGGAAAUGUCAAGAUCUGGGAUACAAGAACAGGUUCUCUCCAAAACGUCCUCGAAGGUCACGAUGAUUGUGUCAACUCAGUUUCAUUCUCCCCCGACUCGCGCCUUCUUGCCUCAGCAUCAGAUGACAGAACUGUCAAGAUCUGGCAUGCAGCAACGGGUUCCCUCCAGCGCACGCUCGAAGGUCACAAUGAUUGGGUCCGAUCAGUUGUAUUCUCCCACGACUCCCGCCUUAUUGCUUCAGCAUCAGAUGACAUGACAGUCAAGAUUUGGGAUACAGCAACAGUUCCUCUCCAAAACAACCUUGAAAGUCAUGAUAAUUGGGUCAGAUCAGUUGUAUUCUCCCAUGACUCGCGCCUGCUAGCUUCAGCAUCAGAUGACAUGACAGUCAAAAUUUGGGAUACAGCAACAGGUUCUCUCGAAAACACCCUCGAAGGUCACGAUGAUCGUGUCAACUCAGUUUCAUUUUCCCCCGACUCGCGCCUUCUUGCCUCAGCAUCAGAUGACGGAACUGUCAAGAUCUGGUAUGCAGCAACGGGCACAGUUCAACAUACAUUUGACGGUUCUGGUAGGGUGGCUAUUUCACUUGCAUUUUCUCACACUUCAAAUCUUCUAGCCUCAGCGAUGGAUGAUGGGACGGUAAAGAUCUGGGAUAUGGAGAUAUAUUCCCUUCGACACACAUUCGAUUUGGACCAUGAGAUUCAAAGGAUUCAGUUCGACAAGAGCAUGUCCUCCCUGAUUACGAACGUCGGCCGUAUUCAGUUAGACGCCAGGAGUAAGGCUACCGAGGGAUUCGCUUCGUCUCAAGUCCUGGAUCGAAGUCAAGCGCAAGGACAUCACCCGCGGCGCCAAGGCUAUGGUUUGAGUGACGACUUUUCUUGGAUUACGUGGAACGGCGAUAAUGUAUUGUGGCUUCCACCAGGUUACAGGCCUUGUAUCUCGACUGUAUCCGUGCCACCGAAAGAAUCUGGAACCUCGGUGAUUGGGCUAGGUACUAAAUCAGGGAGAGUCGUGUCAAUCCGACUUUCAGGUUUAGGGCCCUCUCCUGACGCGCCUCUUAUCGUAGCGAAGAAGUGUAUAGAAUAUCUUCGCUGUGAGAAGAAGUUCGAGGAGUCGCCCUUACUGAUAGAUCCAACUGAAGAUCGGGAGACUAUUGAUUUGAAAGUCAAUACCUAUGUCUCCCGCAAGCCUAGUAUUUCACCCCCGCAAAAGUUUCCCAGCAUACUAGACGUUGCGUUAUAUCUCAAACUUGAGAGACUCGUUCUUCAUCUGCUAGAGAGGUCUGAUCUCCGAAACCAGGAUAACAUAUGGGAAACAAUGGCUCAUGAGGCAGCAGUUAAUGGCUAUGAGUUACUGCUUGACAAGCUAGUCAAACAGCCCAAUUGGGAUCUAGUUGUAAACAAGAGGAGUAAAGGAAAGCCGACGCCACUUUAUGAAGCAGCAAAAAAUGGUCACAGGAGAAUCGUCUCGACGUUACUUGAGAAAGGCGCUAAAGUCAACGAGAAAGAUAAAUCAGAGAGAGUACCACUUCACGAAGCAGCCGCCAAUGGGCAUGACGAUGUUGUGCAUUUUUUACUCGAGAAUGGUGCCAAAGUCGACGAAGGGGACAAGGCAGGGAGAGUCCCUCUCCAUGAAGCAGCAGCCCAUGGACGCAACGCGGUCAUUGAAAUUCUGCUCGGUAAAAGCAGCUUUAAAGUGGCCCAGAGAGAUAAGGAAGGGAGGAAUGAUGCUGGGGCAAAAAAUAUGGGUAGCCCAGUGAUAGUAUCGCAAGGACAGGAUUUUGCAUCGUCUACUCUGCCAAAAGAACUAGACGACCCAAGAUAUCCACGGCUUCGCGGAGGAGCGGAUAUUAUGGUUAAAGAUAGGGACCAGCGUACUCCAUUGCAUCAUGCAGCAAAGGAAGGACACCUUCUCUCGGUAUCGCUUCUUCUGAGCCGCGGUGCUUUGGUGGAUAUUCCUGACAUAAAUGGGCAGACCCCGCUCUACCUAGCAGCCAUAAAUGGCCGGCUCGAAGCCGCACAGAAACUUUUGAGCGAGGGCGCUAAUUUCAGAACAACUGAUCAAGCUGGGCGUGCAAUCAGUGUGAAGUUGAAGGAGGAGUUGGAUCGCUCCGGCGACGACGUCAAGGAGAGGUUGAUUCAAGUGCAGAGAUUAUUUGAGGGUUUAAGCCGGUCACCUGAGCUAUAUACGAAUCCGAUACAUGGCAGUGAGAACAUUGACAACCAGUUCAGUUGCGCUAUCAUUGACUUUGCUUCGGGGAUUCCACAGCGUCAUGGAAAAAGCCGCGAACCUAGUAUUGACAAGAUCAUAAGCGGUCAAAAGAAUAUAUUCAAGCAAGGGAUGGAAGAGAACAGCGUGCAAUUUCGGUGGUUACAUCUUCCUGUGAACAAUUUAUUGAUGCUACAGUACAGCAAGCAGUACAAGUCUCCUACGCGUGAUCUAGUGCUUCGGGAUGAGCUUUGGAUGGAGCGACUUCACAAAGGCGCUGAAAAGUCGCCGCACGCUAGGUUCAUGAGGCCCGUAUGCCAAGAGAUAGGGAGCUGGUCAGUGCAGUCUAAACAAACCGAUAUGCAUGGCCCUGAAAGUAUGGCGACAAUAGGCGAAAGAAAAGGGGGCUUCGUGGUUUUGGUGAGCAUAAGUUCCGCAAAAUGGUGUCGGAAAACCCUAAUUCUUCAGCAGAUGCCGUACGUACAUUGGGAGUACGAAGACACAUUCCAGAAAAUGCACGAUUACGCGCAGAAGGUCGCGCAUGCCUCUAGAAGUAGCGCGCCUGCGCCUAACGGAAAACACCAACAUCUUAUGAGGGUGUACAUGACGCAGCCAGACGCUAAUGAUAGCGAACAGAGUGAGAUUAAAGUAGAGCGACGUCUGGUUGAUCAGUUACACAUUCGCCGUAGCCUUGACCAGUAUUACUACCACGCACUUGAGAGCACUAAAGAUCGCGACAGGGACCAGCUCGUUAGUCGCAUGUUUCAGGACAACAUGUUGGAUGGUGAACCCGUGCUGAUUGUCGUCGACCAACUCUGGCUAUGGGUGCUUGAGAAGAAUAUAGUGGUUACAAGCUUCCCAGAGAGAUGGAGCAAAGGAAAAGGCAAAGAGGUGCCUUCUGCUCUUGAUACUACGGAUGUUCUAGAGAAUAUUAUUCAAGACCGUUCUCAAAUUAAAGAGCCCCACCAGCUGGCUGAAAGUAUUAUCUGCAAGUGCCUGACAUCCUGCCUAGAUCCGAUUAUCAACACUAGGCCUGAACUUCAAUUCCAGGAGUUUUACGAAGGUGCAAUUGGGCAGACGAACGACGAGACCCAACGUUUCCGGCAGUUUUGCGAUCAAGUUGCUGAAGAUGAAAGUAUCAUGAAGGGUCCGCGCAAGUACGAUCCUCUAGACAUACUUACAGAUGUGAAACUGCUUGAGAAGAUCAAGGAUAUACGAGACGAACUCCAUACAUUAAUGGUCCUAUUUCGCGAUCAAGAAAAAGUAAUCAGAGAUUUUGAGAAAAUCCUGCGCCUUGAUAACUCGCGGCCAAAGCGAAUAUUAGAGCAAUACAUGGCCGAUGUCAAAAAAAUGGACGAGCAUGCAAAGGACACAUACAACGCGCUCAAUCACCUUCUGGACUUGAAACAAAAGCAUGCAAACGUACAGGAAGCUCGAUCCUCACGAAGACAGGCCGAUGACACCGCAAAGCAAGGGGAUACCCUUCUGGUAUUCACGCUGGUCACUAUCAUUUUUUUGCCCCUUUCAUUCAUGGCAGCAUUUUUCGCAAUCGACAUUGUAGAGUUCCCAAAACAGCCUGACGGAUUACAUCUAAAUUUCGUGUCGAGUAUCAUGUCUAUCAUGGCCUUCAAUGUGAACAAAGUUGCUGCGGUCUGGGGCAGAUUCGCUAAAUGGAUCACUGAGAACACAGUCCACGCGAUCUCCUCCAUGAAAGUCGCGGAUAAUAUGGUAGAUGACGACAAGAAGUUCGAGGCUAUAGGCUCCUGCGCUGAACUAAGCCUUGGUAUCCCGUCCAGCGCUGGGGCGCCUUUAUCGACCAAGACAGCGAACAAGAAGCCACCAAACCUGUCACUGCUAAUUGUUGGCUACUUCUUCGUUAUCCUUCCAAUACAGGAGUUUCGAUUCGCGUUUGACCUUUUCUUGGGUCGCUGGCAGUCAAAAUCCUUAGCCACAAAACAUCUGCCAGAGAGAUUGCGACGCAACGUCAAAUAUAUGGUGUAUUCUAUCAUCACCAUCUUUCGGCUCUGCGCUUUACCCCUUUGGUUGGCUGUGUCGAGUGUGGAUGUCACUUUUUUUAUCAUACCUUACGGCAUGGCAUAUCUGCUCUUCAAGGACAUGUCUGUUCGCGAGCUUAGAAAGUUUCUGCGACGUCUGUGGGAAAGCCAGUCAAAUAUGGACUCGGGAUACGAAAGCGACGGAUAG
This is a messenger RNA of Aspergillus nidulans FGSC A4, 5637 nucleotides long. RefSeq lists its product as uncharacterized. Gene Ontology annotation, biological process: metal ion transport; transmembrane transport. Lineage: Eukaryota; Fungi; Ascomycota; Eurotiomycetes; Eurotiales; Aspergillaceae. Gene Ontology annotation, molecular function: metal ion transmembrane transporter activity. The transcript is spliced from 10 exons. The record is from RefSeq and is a predicted model, not a curated record. The coding region runs from base 1 to 5637 and encodes 1878 amino acids. Gene Ontology annotation, cellular component: membrane.